CUGAAGCACUUCUGACGUUCUUUGAGAGACGAGAGUAGGCAGAAGGGAGAAGACCUCCGCUGCUGCUGAGAGGAAGGAGCCCAGGAGGAAAGGAAGUACUUCUCAGUGGGGUCAUCCACCUUAAAAUGAAGAGCCAAGUCACCAACGCCCUUUCUGACUUCUUCUUUGAGUAUGAGACCCCACGCCAGGUGCUGGUCAGGAACAGGAGAGUGGGAGUGGUGUGCCGCCUCAUCCAGCUAGGGGUCUUGGCUUACAUCAUCGGGUGGGUGUUCAUCUACGAGAAAGGCUACCAGUCCACAGACACGGCCGUCAGCUCAGUCUUCACCAAAAUGAAAGGAGUGGGCUACACCAAUGUGACCGGAAAGGAGAGAGUGUGGGAUGUGGCCGACUAUGUCUUUCCACCACAGGGAGAUUCAUCGUUUGUGGUGAUGACUAACUACAUUAUAACUGAAGGUCAAACAACGGGAAAGUGUCCUGAGCUCCCAGGCAAGCACAACUGUAGCUCAGACGCCGACUGUGAAGGAGGGAGUUUCAAACGUACGGGACACGGACACAUGACUGGCGUGUGUGAUAAUUCAACAAAGACCUGCGAGGUUCUUGCUUGGUGCCCUAUUGAGAAUGAUCACAACAUACCAGACCCCCCUCUGUUGAUGUCUGCAGAGAACUACACACUCUUCAUCAAGAAUUCUGUAACAUUUCCCAUAUUUGGUGUAUCUAGGAGUAACCUAGUGGAGGGAAUUGAUGCAACAUAUAUCAGCAAAUGUCUUCACAAUCCAAGGGAUGCUCCUUUGUGUCCUAUCUUCAGACUAGGAGACAUCGUCAAGGAGUCUGGUUUUAAUUUUGAAACUAUUGCCAAAGUGGGAGGAGCCAUUGGCAUUGUGGUUGACUGGACAUGCAACUUUGAUGUGGAUGUAAAACACUGUAAACCAAAAUACAACUUCCACGGGUUGUAUGGAAACCCUGCAGAGAAAGACAAAGCCAGAGCAUCAGUUGGUUACAACUUUAGGUAUGCAAAACAUUACAUGGAGGACAAGGUACAGAAAAGAACCCUACUAAAAGUGUUUGGCAUCAGGAUAGAUAUCAUUGUGCAAUCAUUGGCCAGAAAAUUUGACAUCAUCCCAACAUUAACAGCAAUUGGCUCCGGUGUUGGCAUUUUUGGAGUGGCUACGGUCGUCUGUGAUCUGGUGCUGUUGUAUUUGCUCCCAAAACGAGAAUUUUACAAGAACAUGAAAUUCAAAUACACGGACACCCACGGACAGCAUGACAGCGAAUCGCUCGGUUUAGACACGAGCAGCGUCUAUUACACCAGUGAAGCUAAAGCAAGACCAGGCCAAGACGCUGCUCACUCAAAUGACCCUGAUUCCGAAGCGGGCAGCACAGAGACAGAGGUAUCCAAAAAGUGACACCGGUGAGGAAUUUCAAAGAGGCGGCUCUGCUGUUUUAUGUGCUGCUAUGGAACCUUCAAGAAGACAGAAGUUAAUACACCUUUCUCAGAGGACUGAAAAGGACAAAUGUCUUACCUGACUGAGCUUCCUCUGACCACAGGAAAAAGACAAACUCUCUAGCUGCAAAACAGAUUGAUUAAAUUGCAGUAUACUGUAUGAAGGUCCUCCAUAAAGACUAUGUAUGCAUCUUGGCCACAACAUGAACUACGUCUGCACAAUCACACAAGACCUGACAAGAUUUAUGAUUGAAAUACUUGUUAAAUUAUUUUUUUGUGUGUAUAAGACUUCUAGAAAGCCAUUAAAUUUGGUCCUUUCGAACAAUUCAGUGAGAUGCCAUAUACAAGAGAUGUAUCAAUUACCGUGAAAAAUAUAUCAAGUCUCAAUUGACUUCUUACAGAAAUUAAUAUGUGUAUUUUUUUUCCUAAUUCUAGAAUAAACUUACACAACUAGAAUAAGACAAGGCGCAUGAGAGAAAACUAAUUUCUAGAGUAACAGUAGUAAUUCAAAGCAUGUGUUUUAGUAGUAGUAGAGGUUUUGGUUUACAUCAUGUUGGACAACCCUUUGACAUUUGUUUUUUGGGUUGACAUCAACAGCCCUGGAUGUCCAAUCCGUUUGUAAUGGGAGGUGCGAAUGAAAAUUAAUUUUUGGAUUUAAUCAUAAACAAAAGGGAAAAACCGAGGAAUGUCCCAACCGCAUAUUUUUGCUCCUAAUCACCUGAUUUUGAAAAUCUGCUGAUACCAAGCCCUGAUCCGAUACGGAAGAAAUAAGGUUUUUUGUUUUUGUUUUGUUUUUUAUUUGAACAAAAGUUCCAAAUAUGUGACAGUACUGUACUUUUUACUAGGGAUGGGAAUCGAAAUCCGAUUCCAAUUCGGAACCGGUUCCUAGUGUUUCGAGGCCUCGACAUCACAAUGAAAAAGCCUCAACGAUCCCUUUAACGAGUCCUGAAGACGCAUAUUGCGUCGUGACUGUCUUGUUGUCCAAACACAUCAAACUAGCAUGGCGCCAAGAACCAACCGCUCCAAAGUUUGGCUACACUUCACCAGGAAAGAGGGUGAAAAUGAAAGGUUACGAUGGUUUAGCACGAGCAUUGCAGCUGUAAACAUAACAAUGACAGCACGUAGGUUCAAACGCUCGAAAGUGUGUCUUCACUUCACGAGGAAAAAUUACAACAAAACGACUUACAAUCAUUGCAAGGUGGAGAUAACUGCAUCGGGAGGGAAUAGACUGCACUGUCCUCACCGAGACAGCUAUACAGCUAGCUAAACUCCGAAAUGACAUACAGAAGACGUUGGUAUAAUUUGCUGACUUUAUUCAACCAUCACUUGAAGCGUGAAACUAAAAAUAGAAAUGAAACAAAUCAAUUUCGUCCCCAAUAACAAACAGGUUUGCAUCAACGUAAAUCAGCGAUGAUUAGCGGCUAAUUCAGUAAUAACAAAGCAGUUAGCAUGCGUUCGCUAGCAUUAGAACAUCGUUCAAACCACUACACAACUGGAUUUAAGUGUCCGAUCGCGAGUGGAAACACACAACAAUAACACAAAAGAUAAUACAUACAGGCGUUGCCUCUGUAGAUAUUUUACAAGCAUUAACAAAGAACAUAGGGUCGCAGCAGUGCUUCCCUCUCUCACUAACUCGCUCACUCACUUGGAUGCGGCAUUUCUUCUUCUUCACGUGAGCACGUUCUUCUUCGCGUGAGGAAGCGCAAGGGCGCCCCCACUUGAGCGUGAAAGCACAAUAAAAACUAAAAGGCAUGCAUUUCAAUAUACUGGUAAAUAAUACUUUAACAGGGGUCCCCAAACUACGGCCCGCAUUUGGUCCGACCCCUGAACAAUACCAGAGAGCAUUUUGAUUUUUUUUUUUUUCUUCUUCUCAAUAGUGUUAAUUAUUUUCUGGCCUUUUUCUGUGAAGAACUCAGAGAGGGUUAUUUGGUUAGUAUCUAUUUGAUUAAUAGUGUUAUUUUUAUUAAUUAUUAUUAUUAUUUUUAUUUUAUUUACUUUUGUUCCGUGAAAUAUCCAGAAAGGGUUAUUUGAUUGUGGCAUUCUGAAAAACAAUAUUUUUUUACAUUUAGGCACUCCUGCAAUCGUCACACUUUUUCUGCCAAUAUAUACCAAUAUUUUUUAUUUCUAUUACAAAAAUGUUUCAGUAAAAUGUUACAUUCUUGUGCAUUUGCCACUUAUUGCCACAGUUAAUAUUGAGGCUUUGGGCCUCUUUUGACCUUGUUGUGAGUUUUUAAGGUUGUGACAUCUGAUUACACAAACUCAAUGCCAAUCAAAACGUUUGUUCUUCUUUUUCCCCAAAUUAGAAUAGAUAAGAGAAUCGAUAAAGAAUCGAAUCGUUAAUAUCGAUAAUGGAAUUGGAAUCGUAAAAAUCCUAUCAAUUCCCAUCCCUACUUUUUACAGUACUUCCUUAUCCACUUUUUUCCAGGAGUGUUGCGGAGUAUAAAACUUAUAUAUUUUUGUAUCUUUUGACAAUGCCACUGGAUUUAUGGAUUAUUUUGUUACUUUUUAGCCCUUAAAAAAAUAUAUAUACAUAUAUAUAUAUAUAUAUGUAUAUAUACAUAUAUAUAUAUAAUUUGGCUUGACCGAUAUUGGAAAAAAAUUUACAUUGCGAUAUACAUAUAUUGCCAAGGCUCCACACUUACUUUUUGCAUUGCCAGUUGUGCACCAGCACAAAAUGUAGGAGCAUCACCUUUAACGCCAUACUUUUAAUCCAGCGGUCUCAAACCGACUCCACAAAGGGCCGCAGUGGGUCCUGGUUUUUGUUCCAACAGAUCCAGCACAAACAGUUCAACCAAUGAGGUUUCUACUAACAUAAGCAGCACCUGAUUGCAAUCAACUGAUUACACUUGUAAGAAACCAGAUUGGUGAAAAGGUAUUUGUCUCGUUUGGUUGGAAUGAAAUCCAGUACCCCCUGCGGCCCUUUGAGGACCGGUUUGAGACCACUGUUUUAAUCACUCUCCAUAACAUUCAUAUAAAUCAUAUGCGUGAGUCCACUCAAAUUCACUCACGUUGCAGAGAAGAGCCCCUCAACUUAUUGACUAAAACAGGGGUCGGCAACCCAAAAUGUUGAAAGAGCCAUAUUGGACCAAUAAACAAAAAACAAAUAUGUCUGGAGCCGCAAAAAAAUAAAAGCCAUAUUGUAUUGAUGCAUGUAUGCAAUAAAUACAUAGCAAAAUUCCACUAGCCUAAAUGCUAUAUACCAGGGUUCAUUAAAUCCGGACCUCGGUGCCACUUUUCCUGUCGUGUUUUCCAUGUCUCCCUCCAACACAC
Molecule: messenger RNA, 4711 nt
Organism: Corythoichthys intestinalis (scribbled pipefish)
Lineage: Eukaryota; Metazoa; Chordata; Actinopteri; Syngnathiformes; Syngnathidae
Gene: p2rx1
Product: purinergic receptor P2X, ligand-gated ion channel, 1
Exons: 14
Coding region: 126-1403 (425 amino acids)
Biological process (GO): response to ATP; calcium ion transmembrane transport
Cellular component (GO): plasma membrane; nuclear inner membrane
Molecular function (GO): purinergic nucleotide receptor activity; extracellularly ATP-gated monoatomic cation channel activity; ATP binding
Source: RefSeq, a predicted model, not a curated record